Grosmannia clavigera kw1407 is the source of this 312-nucleotide messenger RNA. RefSeq names its product ubiquitin-like modifier. Gene Ontology annotation, biological process: protein sumoylation. Gene Ontology annotation, cellular component: nucleus; septin ring. Bases 1 to 312 code for a protein of 103 amino acids. Gene Ontology annotation, molecular function: protein tag activity; ubiquitin-like protein ligase binding. The transcript has 2 exons. The record is from RefSeq and is a predicted model, not a curated record. Lineage: Eukaryota; Fungi; Ascomycota; Sordariomycetes; Ophiostomatales; Ophiostomataceae.
AUGUCGGGCGAGAACACGCCGAAUCAUGCGGAGGAGAACGGCAGUGCCGGCGCACCGGCACCGGUCGAGCACCUCAACAUCAAGGUGACGGACAACAACAACGAGGUGUUUUUCAAGAUCAAGCGGACGACCAAGCUGGAAAAGCUCAUGUCGGCUUUUUGCGACCGCCAGGGAAAGUCGCUCAACUCGGUGCGCUUCCUGUUCGAGGGACAGCGCGUGCAGCCGAGCGACACGCCCGACUCGCUAGAGAUGCAGGACUCGGACACGCUUGAGGUGCACCAGGAGCAAGUCGGUGGUGCAGCAGCUUGCUGA